Quercus lobata is the source of this 1218-nucleotide messenger RNA. It is a transcript of the gene GSTT1, whose product is annotated as glutathione S-transferase THETA 1. Bases 150 to 905 code for a protein of 251 amino acids. Lineage: Eukaryota; Viridiplantae; Streptophyta; Magnoliopsida; Fagales; Fagaceae. The transcript is spliced from 7 exons. The record is from RefSeq and is a predicted model, not a curated record.
AGUAUAUAAUAAUUAUAAAAAAAAAAAAAGCACCCUUCUUUUCUUGCAUCCCCCAAACCCAAAGGUUCCCUUAUCACACGGAACAACAUACUAUUGUAUUGCUAAAUUCCCAGGUACACUCACAGAGAGUGAAGAUAAAGAACUAAAAAAUGGAGCUGAAAGUAUAUGCAGAUAGGAUGUCCCAGCCAUCUCGUGCUGUUAUUAUAUUCUGCAAGGUUAAUGGAAUAAACUUUGAAGAAAUCAAAGUGGACCUGUCCAAACGCCAGCACUUGUCUGCUGAGUUCAAAGAAAUAAACCCUAUGAGGCAAGUUCCAACUAUUGUUGAUGGAAGAUUUAAGUUGUUUGAAAGUCAUGCAAUUCUUAUCUAUCUCGCUUCUGCAUUUCCUGGAGUUGCAGAUCAUUGGUAUCCAGCUGAUGUUACCAGGAGAGCUAAAAUUCACUCAGUGUUGGAUUGGCAUCACUCCAAUCUACGCCGGGGUGCAGCCACAUUUAUUCUCCACACCGUACUAGGAGCUGCGCUUGGCCUUCCCAUGAAACCACAAGUAGCUGCUGAAGCUGAGAAAAUUUUAUCCUCGUCUCUGUCAAAGAUAGAGUCCAUUUGGCUCAAGGGGAAUGGGCGCUUCUUGGUGGGUGGCUUGCAACCAUCCAUAGCUGAUCUCAGCCUUGUUUGUGAGAUUAUGCAACUAGAGCUUUUGGAUGAGAAGGAUCGCAGUCGUGUACUAGGCCCACACAAGAAAGUUCAGCAGUGGAUUGAGGAUACAAGAAAUGCCACAAAACCUCACUUUGAUGAAGCACAUAAAUUCCUCUACAAAGCCAAAACAAAAUUUCAAGUGCAGCGGACUCUGCAAGCAAACAGUGAGAGGGAGGAGUCUAGCAUAAGAAAGGCAUUGCCUUCAAAGAUGUGAUGACUGGGUUUCUGUUUCGUCGACUAUUGUAAAUCUUAGUGUUUACAAUGCUGAGUGUUGUUGCAAGAUUGUGUAAUAAGGUUUCUGGGCUUGACAUUGUAAAUGUCACUGUUGGCUAUUGCAUCAGAGAAAAUAAAUGUGAGUUCUAUUCCAGCAUUCAACUAUGCCUUAAUUUCAACCAUUAAACCAUAUAUAUAAAUAGAUGUUAUGUAUUUUAAGUUUCCGUUCCCCCUACCUUAUUAUGUGAAGUGGAAAGUCUUCACUUGUUAUUCUAUAUAGCGACUUGUCAAGUCUAUGAAAACUUGCUUUUUUA